GUGCGCUGCAUGAACGUGCGCCUCUCGGUCCUCUGUCCUAAAUAGGAACGGCUGUUACACCGAAAAGAAUAAAUGUGACUUCCCGCACGGUUCAGGAACAACAGAGGGGGAAAUAACCGAGUGCCGGUUUGUGGACAUGCAGCUCGCAGAGCGCUGCGGUGACAAGGAUGCGAAAGCGCACGCGCCUGGGCCCGGUGCCGUUACCGAGAGCGGACACAAGCGCAAGUCCCGCAGCAGGAGGGGCAGGAGGAGGAGGGGGAAGAGACGGAGGGGCAAAAAAGCCAACGAGCCGCCCCCGUUUCUGCCCCCGGAGGCCGAGGAGGGAAAUAUCGAGUACAAGCUGAAGCUGGUGAACCCAACGCAGUACCGAUUUGAGCACUUGGCCACUCAGCUGAAGUGGCGGCUGCAGGAGGGCCGAGGAGAGGCCGUCUACCAGAUCGGUGUUGAGGACAACGGCCUGCUGGUGGGACUAACUGAUAACGACAUGAAGGCCUCCAUAAACACCCUGCGCAGAAUGGCUCAGAAGGUCGGUGCUGAUAUCACACUCUUGAGAGAGCGGGAAGUAGAUUAUGAGUCGGACAAACCCCGGAGAAUCGCCGAGGUUCUCGUGAGGAAAGUUCCAGAUAACCAGCAGUUUCUGGACCUGCGUGUAGCAGUGCUGGGGAACGUUGACUCGGGGAAAUCCACUCUACUUGGCGUCCUGACGCAGGGUGAGCUGGAUAACGGACGAGGCCGAGCUCGCCUCAACCUGUUCCGUCACCUGCAUGAAAUCCAGACGGGUCGCACGUCCAGCAUCAGCUUUGAGAUCCUCGGUUUUAACAGCAAAGGGGAGGUGGUGAAUUACAGCGAGUCACGCACAGCAGAGGAAAUCUGCGAGAACUCGUCUAAGAUGAUCACCUUCAUUGACCUGGCCGGCCACCACAAGUACCUGAAGACCACCAUCUUCGGCCUGACCAGCUACUGCCCGGAUUUCGCCAUGCUGGUGGUGGGUGCGAACACGGGCAUCGCGGGCACCACGCGGGAGCACCUGGGUCUGGCUCUGGCUCUCAAGGUGCCUGUGUUUGUGGUGGUCAGUAAGGUGGACGUGUGUGUUGGCGGCGCUGUACAGAAGACCGUGCGGCAGUUAGAGAGGUUGCUCAAGCUUCCCGGCUGCAACAAGGUUCCCAUGCUGAUCUCCAACCGCGAUGACGCCGUCACCGCGGCCCAGCGCUUCGCCCAGUCCUCCAGCAUCACUCCAAUCUUUACACUGUCAAGCGUUUCUGGGGAGAACCUGGACCUGCUGAAGGUUUUCUUCAACAUCCUGCCCCCCCUCAGCAACAGCAAAGAGCAGGAAGAGCUCAUGCAGCAGCUCACCGAGUUCCAGGUUGAUGAGAUCUACAGUGUGCCUGAUGUAGGAACUGUUGUUGGAGGAACUCUCUACAGUGGUGUGUGUCGUGAGGGAGACCGCUUGGUAGUGGGGCCUACAGACGAUGGGAAGUUUUUGCGGUUGAAGGUAUGUAGCAUGCAGAGGAACCGCUCGACCUGCAGGGUUCUUCGAGCCGGACAGGCGGCUACGUUGGCGCUCGGCAACUUCGACCGCUCGCUACUACGCAAGGGCAUGGUGAUGGUAAGUCCUAAGAUGAACCCCACCAUUUGCUGGCAGUUCGAGGCGGCCAUCGUGCUGCUGUUCCAUGCCAAGACAUUCCGCAGUGGCUUCCAGGUCACAGUCCAUGUCGGAAACAUCCGUCAGACUGCCACAGUAGAGUGUUUACUCGGCAAGGAGGAGCUGCGCACCGGCGAGAGGGCUGUAGUGUGCUUCCGCUUCCUGAAACACCCCGAGUACCUGCGUAUCGGAGCAAAGCUGCUGUUCAGAGAGGGCGUGACCAAGGGCAUCGGUCAUGUGACCCACCUGGUGCCGUCUGGUCAGAACAGCGCACAUGACCAGAACCACAAACCACAGCAGAACCACAACUAAAGAGAGCGUGUGUGAGAGAGAGAGAGAGAGAGAGGCGUGUCGAUAUAAACGUUUAUAUGGCGUCCACUCUGAUGUCAGCCAAUAGGAGACAGUCAGGGCGGGGUUUCCUGUCCAGGUGAUUAAAAACCUGUCCUUAGCUUCAAACACACUUACAGCUAACCAAACAUUCGUGAUUGGCGCCCUGUGAGUUUCUUAUAUCGACACACCUCUAAUGCCGGUGUGGUGAAAUUCGUGUCGUACGUUUGAAAUGUAACCAUGACGAUCAGCUUACAAUGCAGCUCUAGGCUGUAGGCAAAUAUUUACUCUUCGUUCCUGCCUUUUCUGUUGCGCAGCUAAACUAAAAUAUACAACGACGUCGGUUUAUACAGGAUUUAUUUUUAGAGACGUAACCAUAGCAACAAUCUUAUAGCAGUUGUUUUUUUUAGCCAUGGACUAGAAAGAUAGCUCAGUAAAAUUUAUGUUUUUUUUUUUUUUUUUAUUUCUAAGAAGGCAAAACGUGCUCCAUGAGUGAGAUGGUUAGGAGAAGGAUCUCCGUCAUCAGUUAGAUCUCCGUGACAGCAGUUAUCUGGCCUGUAGAAUGAAAUAGGGUGUGCGGUUUGGGACACAUCCACGGUGGCCUAAUUCUACAAUAUGGUGUUUAUGGUGUUAACAUGCCCUAAAUAGUGAACGGAGCAGGACACGUCCACUAUGGCCUAAUUAGUGUAUGCAGGUUAGGACAUGCCCACAGUGGUGUAAUUCUCCACUACGAUGUUUUUAUGCCCUAUAUAGUGAAUUAGGGCACAUAGAUUGGGGCACAUCCAAUGUAGAAUGAUGAUUGUGAGAUCUUCAUAACAGUACAUGGUACUUGGUCUAUAUACUGAGUGAUGGUGUGUGUUGGGGACAUGACGAGUGUGGCCGGAUUCUCUGUUUAUUUGCCUUAUGUAGUGAAUAAGCGUGUGUGGUUUGGGACAUGACCACAAUAGAAUGAUAAUGUUGAUCAGACGUUAGACAGUCAUAAUGAGAAUGUUGUUAUUAUGACUCAUUUGUUAUUUAGUUCCACUGGACAGUAAUGGUGUCUAGAGGGCCUAAACAGGGACGUGUUUUAGGACGCGUCCACCCUGGAACGACGAGAAGACGAGAAGGCGAGAAGGGAUGUGGGAGCUCAGUGGUUAAGGUGUUCGACUGCUGAAUCGAGGAAGGUCAUUGGUUCGAAUCCCAGGUCCACCGAGUUGCCACUGCAGGGCCCCUGAGCAAGGCCCUUAACCCUUAAUUGCUCAGGUGUAUAAACUGAAAUAAAAAUGUAAGUCACUCUUAUCCAGAGUGUCUGCUAAAUGAUGUAACAAAAGAUUGACAAGAAGCUCAGAUUCACAUGUUUACAGCAAGACAGCAGUUUAACACUACAUUCAGAUUCUUAGGGAUGUGGUAGCCUAGUGGUUAAGGAGUUGGGGUACUAAUCGGAAGGUCGUGAGUUCGAUUCCUACCUCCGCCAAGCUGCCACUGCUGGGCCCCUGAGCAAGGCCCUUAACCCUCAAUUGCUCAGUUGUAUAUAAAAAAAAAUGAGAUAAAAUGCAAGUCGCUUUGAAUAAGAGUGUCUGCUAAAUGCUGUAAAUGUAAGACGUUUCUGACCGUAUUAACUGACAUACAGUUUAUAGUGAAAUACUGCGGUGGUUUGGGACACGUCCACUGUGGACUGAUGAAGCCGAGACACUGGAAUGUAAUGGUGUUUACGUGGAAUAUACAGUGGCCUGAAUGUGAUUUUGCACACGCACACUGUGGACUGUCGAUGGGCAAACACACAGCAUAUGUUGCGUAAGUUCUCUGGCGUUGUAGUGUUUUUUUUUUUGUACUUAUUAUUUUUUUUUUAGAUUCAAGCCAAGAGUCCAGACCCAGAUGAGUAGAGAAGCGCAGGAUGUGAGAGAUAAACACAACCUUGUACAUUCACCAUGUAAGUAGACACAACCUAGAAAUCCUAAUCACACAACAUAAAGAUUCGCUUGUGGUGAGAUUCAACAGACACACAGAGCUCCAGCUAUCUCGAUCAUCUUCUAACGAUUCUUUCUUCACACAGCAGUGCGUGAUUAGCAGGUCUAAUAAAGCUGGCUGUUGGCGUAACAGUAGAUUUCACUGUCAACAAGGGUAUCAGCAAGGGAUCCUGAGUAGGGUUGCAAAGGGGCGGAAAGUUUCCGGUAAAUUUCCGAAAACUUUCCACGGGAACUUAAUCUGGGGAAUUUUGGAAAUAUUCCAAAUUGGAAACUUAACGGGAAUUUAUGGGAAUUAUUUGGAAAUAUAGGGAAAUUUAUAUAAACUAUAUGAUAUACAAACAUAAAUAAACAUUUUGUUAGGUCAUAAGCAGACAUGCAUGCAAGGUAAUACAAAUUUUAAAAAUGACGUCUUGACAUGGGGGUCACGGUGGCUUAGUGGUUAGCACGUUCGCCUCACACCUCCAGGGUUGGGGGUUCGAUUCCCGCCGCCGCCUUGUGUGUGUGGAGUUUGCAUGUUCUCCCCGUGCCUCGGGGGUUUCCUCCGGGUACUCCGGUUUCCUCCCCUGGUCCAAAGACAUGCAUGGUAGGUUGAUUUGGCAUCUCUGGAAAAUUGUCCGUAGUGUGUGAUUGCGUGAGUGAAUGAGAGUGUGUGUGUGUGCCCUGCGAUGGGUUGGCACUCCGUCCAGGGUGUGUCCUGCCUUGAUGCCCGAUGAUGCCUGAGAUAGGCACAGGCUCCCCGUGACCCGAGAAGUUCGGAUAAAAGCGGUAGAAAAUGAAUGAAUGAAUGAACGUCUUGACAUUUAAUUGUAAGUAGAACUUUAAUUGAUUCUUUCACUGAGUAACACAAAAGCAUAAUAAACAUUAUUAUGCUUGUAAUAAACAUAAUAAACUUAAUAAUUGUAAUAAACGUUAUUUUAUAGAGGAUUUUCUUAUUUCGGGGGGGAGUGAGUGUGUGGGAGAGGGUCAUCAAAUAAUCUGUGCAUGUGGUAACACUCCUAAUUUACUGCUUAUUAAGAGUUAGUAAGGUAGUUAUUAAGUUUAGGUAUUGGGUACAAUUAAGAAUGUAGAAUAAGGUAAUGCAGAAUAAGGCAUUAAUAUGUGCUUAAUAAGUACUAAUAAAUUGCCAAUAUUCUAUUAAUGUUCAUGAUAAUAAACAACAAGUUAAAUGACCCUAAAAUAAAGUGUUACUGUGCAUGUUAUGGAAGAAUGCAAGUACAUGCAGGGGGUUUGGCCUCAAUGGCCCUCCAGUAAGCAGUGUGCUGUGUGCAAGUGACCGAGGAACGCAGGGUACAAAUUCAACUUAAAUUGCAUUAAAUCUUGUUGUUUUAAACACAAUUAUGCUGCAAGAUUUUUUUGCCUUGUUAUAGGCAACUCUGCAUUUUUUUUUUAAUUUCCAGUUUAUUCCAAUAUAUUCCCAUUCAUUCCCAUGGAAAGUUUCUAGCCUUGAAAAUUCCCGGAAUUUUGCAACCCUAAUCCUGAGUAAUCACAAACACAGAACCAGGAAGGUAAAUCUGACCAAAAAUUAAAAAAAAAAAAAAAUCUGUUACAGAAUAACAGAUUCGAUUGUGCCAAGCGAGGACUGUAAGGCUGCUCUCACGUUUUCCUGUCAGAUGUUAGAGAUGUGCAUGUUGUCUGCGUUUCUGCUACGCUAAUUCAUGAAUUCCUGACAUUCUUUGCAACUUAUAAUAAUUCGUCAGUUAAUAGUAAUAAAUACAAAUGUGUUGUAUUCGUGACCCACAGCUGCUCAUUUUGCACUGGAUAUUUUUGAUGCUUAUUACUGUGCAGUGUGUAACAUUUUUCUAACACCUAGUCUUUUGCCCCAUGGCGCAGCAUUUGGCUGAUACACCGCAUGCUGUGCGGAAUUCUGGGAUGCGCUCAUUAGAUUCCAGAGUUCCAUGAAUUUAGCGUCUGUGAACUGCACUGUACUUAAACGCAACUAGUUUGUAAGUAAUAAAGAGGUGUUUUAUUGUGGA
Messenger RNA from Tachysurus vachellii, 5888 nucleotides. RefSeq names its product GTP binding protein 2b (gene gtpbp2b). Gene Ontology annotation, molecular function: GTPase activity; GTP binding; translation elongation factor activity. The record is from RefSeq and is a predicted model, not a curated record. Bases 137 to 1954 code for a protein of 605 amino acids. NCBI's taxonomy places the organism in Eukaryota, Metazoa, Chordata, Actinopteri, Siluriformes, Bagridae. The transcript is spliced from 12 exons. Gene Ontology annotation, biological process: translational elongation.